AAAAAAAAAAAAAAAAAAAAAAAAAAAAAAACCAAACCAACAUAGAAAAUCCAAAGUCGAGGCAUUCGAGUCUCACAAUUUGAUGCCCCAAACAUUUCCCAUUUACGCUCUUCUUAUCAUAUAACUCUUCACCCAGAAAAUUCUUCGGAUUUAAAAGAUCAAACCACCAAAGAAAAAGGAAAACCAAACCAAAAAAAAAUGCAAGCCUUGAAGAAAGUCCAUCUUCUUCAUCUUGUCCUACUCACACUCAACUUCUUCCCAAAAUCUUUAGCCAAACAAAACCCAAAAAGCUUUUGUGGCAAAAUUACAAUUCAAAAACCAUUUUUUCUUCAAAAUUCAACAGAAUCAUCCCUACUAAGCCACAUGGUAGUUUGCAAGUCUCAAAAACUAUACUUUAGGACCUCCCUUGGCCUAUUCCAAAUCUCCUCCAUUGAUUAUACCACUAAACUACUAACCAUCUCUCACUCUUCAUGUUCUUCUUCAUCCAAUUAUGUCUCUCCUGCGCUUCUCUCCGCGGGCUUUCCUUCUCCUCCAAAUCCAAAUUCACUUGCUCUCUUCGAUUGCUCAUCAAAAAAUCACAUGUUCAAAGCUAAAUUUAACUGUACUGGCCUACAUGGAGGCAAAGCAGCCUUGAAUCUUUGCGAACAAAAAGUUGAUAAAUCAUAUUCGUGCUUAUUUGUGAAUGAUACUGAAAAACUGGACAAGGGUUUUCAUCCAAAUGAUUUGAAUUGCUCGCGGUAUAGUAGAGUUUAUAGAAGAAAUUCAUCGGUUGAUGACAACUUGGAAGGAUAUGAGUUGGGAACAAGGAUUUCUUUCGAUAUUCCUAACCAUGUACCCAAUAUCUGCGACGAGUGUAACAAGCCCCAUGGCAAUUGUGGGAUUGGAUUGAAGUGCAUUUGCCACCCAAAAGACUGUAAAGAUAAAGUCAUAUCCAAGAGUGUUACAGUGGACCCUUUUGGUAAUAUUCUCUUCUCUUUGCUUUCCUCCAUUGUUGUGAUAGUUCUCUUCAAAGCUUCUUGAAGCAAUUGGCUUUGAACUUUCAUAUGAAAAAAAUGUCACUUUAAUAUUAGGAAUUAUGAAGAAAAUAUUAUGAAAUGCAUCAUGAAGGUUUUUUAUCCUUUGAUCAGUGUGUAGUAUUUUAUUGUAUCUAACAAUAAAAAAUCUUUCAUAAUCAUUUUCAUAAUAUUUUUUUCAUGAUCCCUAACAUCACUAUCUUCCCAAUUCCCAUUCAUGGAGGAACACAAGCUUUUAACUUUUAGCAUGGGUGAUCCUUUGUAUUUUCUUUGUGGUUGUAUUUUCAAGGAUACUAUAAAUUGUAUGGCACAUAAUUUUGUGACUUUAACGUUUCUGUUGUUUUUCGA
Messenger RNA from Camellia sinensis, 1361 nucleotides. RefSeq lists its product as uncharacterized. NCBI's taxonomy places the organism in Eukaryota, Viridiplantae, Streptophyta, Magnoliopsida, Ericales, Theaceae. The record is from RefSeq and is a predicted model, not a curated record.